Molecule: messenger RNA, 3153 nt
Organism: Pogona vitticeps (central bearded dragon)
Lineage: Eukaryota; Metazoa; Chordata; Lepidosauria; Squamata; Agamidae
Source: RefSeq, a predicted model, not a curated record
CGGGAGGGGGGGGAAAAAAGAGGAGGAGGGUGCGUCCUCCCGGAAGUGGGCGCGUGACUGGGUCGUCUCUUAGGGAGCAGGAAGCGGACCGGGUUGGGAACAGGUGUGGCGGAUUCCAGGCUCCGGGGGAAAAGUCGGCCAUGUCGGCCUUCGACAAGAACCCCUUCGCGGACCCGGUGGAGGUGAAUCCUUUCCAGGAUCCUUCAGUCACACAGUUAGCAAAUGCUAACCAAGGUGGUCUGGAUGAAUUCAACCCCUUCUCUGAAAGCUCCCGGCUGACGAAUGCCACUCAGACCGUCCCCGCCACAAAGCCCACCAGCCCAUCACAGCCUGCUGUGCUACAGCCCUCUGUGGAACCCACUCCGCAGGCCGUUGCCUCUGCAGCACAAGCUGGCCUCCUUCAGCAGCAAGAGGAGCUGGAAAGGAAAGCUGCAGAGCUAGACAGAAAGGAGCGAGAGCUGCAGAACAGCACGGCCGGGUUUAACCCACGACAGAACAAUUGGCCUCCGCUUCCAAAGAGCUGUCCAGUUAAGCCAUGUUUCUAUCAAGAUUUCUCUGCAGACAUCCCAGCUGACUAUCAGCGAACUUGCAAGAUGUUGUAUUACCUGUGGAUGUGUACUCUGAAAUUAAGGUCAGACAGUUCGUUCAGCUUCUUUGUGUUCUUCUUCAUAUUUUUUUGCCAAAUAGCCAUCUACAUCAUCCAGGCGGUUGGAAUUCCUAACUGGGGUGACAGUGGCUGGAUUGCAGCACUCUCAGAGAUUGGGCAUAACCUGCCUGUGGCGAUCAUCAUGAUGGUGGUGGCUUCGUUCUUUACAAUCUGUGCAGUUCUCUCUCUCAUCCUUCUGAAGCAGGUCCAUUCUCUGUACCGCCGGACGGGAGCCAGCUUCCAGAGGGCCCAAGAGGAGUUCUCCCAAGGCAUCCUCACCAACAGGAAUUUCCAAAAUGCGGCUACUGGGGUUGCCUCUUCAGCUGCUCAGAGUGCUUUCAGGGGGAACUGAAACCUUCCCGAGAGGGCUUCCCUCUUGUUCCGGUCUGUGCUUCCUCUGAUCACUCCCUGAUCUUGACGGUUGUGGACAGCCAUUCCCGUGGGUCAUGGUCAUCUCCAGUGUAGUGGAAAAAGAGGUUUCUCUCCACCUCUGUCCUCCCAGCAGCUGCUUUUUGUUAAUGGGAACGAGCCAGGAUCAGGACAGUGUUCUCUUUUUGGUGUUUCCCCCCACUUUCUGCUUCCUUAAAUCAAAUAUGUUUUCUCCUUAGACCUGGAUUCAUGCAUUUUUUUUCUUCCACUUCCCCCUCCUUACUUUCAUCGUAGAAGUUUCGGGGACCUUGUCUUUGCACUCUUUUAACUUCCCUUUUCACUGGAAGCUGCUGAGAAGAAUGGCUUUUUUUUAUUCCUCUCUAACAUAGCCCCACUAAAAAUUCUAACAGUCGUUGCUGCACUUCUUGAUUUCUUUGGGAGUCGCCCUUUUGCUUCGUUUCUGAUCUUUGAGUGCCAAGCAUGCAAUAUGUUUGGCACAUGUUCUUAGUGCACAGAUGCUGUGUGUUGCAAGGGGUACCAUUUGAGAAGUGCUUUUCCUGGCUUAUCUUAAAGAAUUAGAUGCAGCUAGAGACUAUUGGAACACUUGGUUCCUGCAGCCCCCAGGAAAAAAGGGGGGUACUCCUACUUGCUCUGCGUGUGUCCUUCAACCAAGCCUUACAUUUGGGGGUGGGGGUGGGGGGAGCUGUCAGGAAUGUACAUGAUUCACCAGCUCUGUUGCUACCUGGGAGUUACCAGCAUUAGAUAACCCAGCAGUCCUUUCCUAAGAUGCUUACAUUUGGGCUCCAGGUUGAAGAUUUAGGGAGAAGCAGGUUGGGCCAUGGAACUGACUUUGAGAGGAGGAGGCAGUAUCCAAUAGUUAUCUUAUCCAGUGGUUUUAGACUUCAGAGUGAUCUAGCAGAGAUUUUUGCCAUGAUCCUUCUUUCUGCCUUCUGAUGUUCUCCAUUGUUUGACUGAUUGUGCUCUCGAAGACUUGUUGAGAUAAGAGGGUAUUUUUAGAGACACCUGCCUUCUUAAAAGUGGGCUAGAGUAAAUUUCCUUUCGUCCUGCUCCUGUUUGGCAGAAAUAGAUAAUUUCUGCAUGUGUAAUACCUACCUGAAGCUGCGAUGUGAAUUCAUGGAUGGGCAUUUCUCAUAAUAAAUAAACUGCAAAUCCCAGAAGGCUCCUUUGAAUUCAGCUACAGGCAGAAUCCGGUUAUCCUGAGAAGCUUGGAGGUGUAAGCUAUGUGUGUGUCUCUCCGUGUGUGUGAACAAACACAAUGGCACAUGUUGCUUCCAAUUCUCUUAAAAACAGGUGGAGGAAAGCAAAUGUAGUAAUAAUCCCAGACUCAACGUGUGCAUUGGGGCUGAGGAGAGAGUACAGUCUUGGAGAUAAGCUGAUGUGGAGGGAAGGCGAAGAAGGUAUCUUUAAACACACUAACUACCCUGCUGGUUGGAGAUCUGGAAGCUGAAUGUGGGCUGCAGAAACACUGGAUGUACUGAGAGUGCCCUUUUAGCCACUAUGAACAAGUCAGGGUAGAGGCAGGAAAUUAGCCACUGCCACCUAAAAUGCUUGUUUACUUGACUGUUGUCCCUGGAAGUCAUAAUAUUUUGAGAUAGAGAUGACUAGGGAUAUUGCUCUAAGAUACUAAGCAUUCUGUCCCUCUCCUUUUUUUAGCUAAAAUCAUUGACUUCGGAAAUAUGGAAGGCGUACAGAGCUCCAUCAGAUGUAUAGCCUGCAGGUGAUUCUUAAUAUGAAGUACAAGGGAAUAUUCAGAAGAGUAAGACAUUUGCUGUCUCGCUUACAGGUUUUCUUUAUUUACUUGUUUAUGCGAUCUUAGUGUCUUAUUUCUUAAAGUAGUUUCUUUAAUUACAUCCAGACCUCUCUUAUGAGGUUGGCUGUAAUCCACAAUGUCCCAGGGAAGUAUCUCUUGGCCUAAAUCUCUUUAUUGUUGUUGUUGAUGAUGAUGAUGAUGAUAAUGUUAUUCUUUGGAUAUAUAUUGAUGGCAGAAAUGAGAUUUUUUAAAAAAUACGUCUUUCCUGGGUGUAUUUUUCCACCUGUGAUCUUUUUUUUUUGUAAAAAUGUAUAUGUCAAGACUUGUUGUGCUUAAAUUUGAAAUAAAGAUGUUGAGAUGGUUAGCA